CUCAAACUCUCUCUCUCUCUCUGUCAGUUGUCUCAAAGACAAAGACGGCAGUCACCUGGAGCAGCGACCUCUUCGGCGUCUCCUUGCUGCUGCUGCUGCUGCUGCUUGCUGUUGACCCGAGCUGAGCGCGUUCGACUGGAUCACUGCGUGAUAGCCCUGCUUUCCCUCGACGCUUCCGCGUGGGAGAGGUCCGUCCCACGCUCAUCUUGUGACGUUUUUAAGACACACCAUUCAUCAUGCGCGAGUACAAGAUUGUCGUCUUGGGCAGCGGUGGUGUCGGCAAAUCAGCCCUGACCGUUCAGUUUGUGCAGGGCAUCUUCGUUGAGAAGUAUGAUCCCACCAUCGAAGACUCGUAUCGCAAUCAGGUCGAGGUCGAUGGACAGCAAUGUAUGCUUGAAAUCCUGGAUACCGCUGGCACGGAACAGUUCACUGCCAUGCGAGACCUGUACAUGAAAAAUGGCCAGGGCUUUGUUCUGGUCUACUCCAUCACCGCUCAGAGUACCUUCAACGACCUUACAGACCUGCGGGAACAGAUUCUUCGUGUCAAGGACACGGAUGACGUGCCGCUUGUGCUCGUUGGCAACAAGUGCGAUCUCGAAGAUGAACGCGUUGUUGGUAAGGACAAGGGCCAGGGCUUAGCAAAGGUGUUCAACAACUGCACCUUCCUCGAGGCCUCGGCCAAGAACAAGAUCAACGUCAAGGAGAUCUUCUAUGACCUGGUGCGACAGAUUAACCGCAAGAAUCCUGAUGGCCCCAAGCGGACAAAAUCCAAGUCGGGCUGUGUCCUUCUCUAGAUUUGCUUUGUGAUCAAGCACGAGCCUUCCCCCGGGGAUAUAUCUCUUUGUCUCCAAAAGGCUCGGCCACCGCCUCAACUAAUCGUGACUUUGUUGUUCUCAAUUCUUUCCGCACCCCGUGCCUUCUCGUCUAUAAGGGCUUCUUGAUUUGUCGUUGUGGUUCUGAUUGUCCCUCCUGUUGCCGUCCAUCCUUUGGCCUCUCCUUCCAUUUGCACUCAGCCCAGCCCACCGAAGCCCCGCUCAGACGGGAUUCACGCUGGCUCU
Molecule: messenger RNA, 1058 nt
Organism: Monosiga brevicollis MX1
Lineage: Eukaryota; Choanoflagellata; Craspedida; Salpingoecidae
Exons: 6
Coding region: 237-794 (185 amino acids)
Biological process (GO): Rap protein signal transduction
Cellular component (GO): plasma membrane
Molecular function (GO): GDP binding; GTP binding; GTPase activity
Source: RefSeq, a predicted model, not a curated record